CAUUGCAUCAUCCAACUCACAAUCUUAUCAUUCACAACCCAACAACACUCUUUAUUUCAGGUAAGCUCCGACCACCACCACCACCGCCGCCGAUUUCCUCCAGUUUUGAGCAAAACCCAUCUCUAAAAUCAUCGAAAAAUGAGUAUUGUAAAUCUCACAACAUUGUUCUAUGGAGCACCCAUUGGAACCAGACCUAUAGCCUUUCGUUACCCGAUCCGAUAUACUCAACCCGUUUAUUCAUCCUCUUCAUCUUCGAUCUCUGCGAUUUUGACCAAAGAACAGCAAUCGAAGCUACCAGCUGACAAAAUGAAAGAAACCCAGUUGGAAUUCCAGUUUGAUUUCAAGUCUUACAUGGUGGAAAAAGCUAAUUCGGUGAAUCAAGCCCUAGACGCCGCCGUUUCACUCAAGGAACCGGUAAAGAUCCAUGAAUCCAUGCGGUACUCCCUCCUCGCCGGCGGGAAACGCAUCCGACCGAUGCUGUGUAUCGCCGCCUGCGAAAUCGUCGGAGGCGACCAGUUAACCGCCAUGCCCUCCGCCUGCGCUGUUGAGAUGAUUCACACCAUGUCUUUAAUGCACGACGACCUCCCUUGCAUGGAUAACGACGACUUCCGCCGUGGAAAGCCCACCAACCACAUGGUGUACGGCGAAGACAUCGCUGUUCUCGCCGGCGACGCCUUACUCUCAUUCUCCUUCGAACACAUCGCCACCGCCACCAAAAACGUGUCACCCGACCGGAUUCUCCGAGCCGUCGCCGAACUCGCGAAGUGUGUCGGCUCCGAAGGCCUCGUCGCCGGUCAGGUUGUCGAUAUUUGCUCCGAAGGUGCCGACGUCGGAUUAGAGCACCUCGAGUUCAUCCAUUUACACAAGACGGCGGCGUUGCUGGAAGCUUCCGUCGUCCUCGGCGCCAUUAUGGGCGGCGGCUCCGACGAAGAAAUCGAAAAACUCCGAACAUUUGCUCGAUCGAUCGGACUUUUGUUUCAGGUGGUGGAUGACAUUCUUGACGUGACAAAAUCUUCAGAAGAAUUGGGGAAAACCGCCGGAAAAGAUUUGGUGGCUGACAAAACCACAUAUCCAAAGUUAUUGGGGAUCGAGAAAUCAAGAGAAUUUGCAGAGAAAUUGAACAAGGAGGCACGACAACAGUUGUCGGAAUUCGAUCAUCGGAAAGCUGCUCCUUUAAUUGCUCUUGCUGAUUACAUUGCUUAUAGGCAAAAUUGAUCCAUUUUUCCAUCACCCAUUUUAUAAAACUUCUAGAAUUUACAAUUUUAUAUAGUUAUAUCUAUCUAUCUAUUUAUCUAUCUAUCUGUCUAUUUGAUGAUUUACUGAACCCCUUAUUCAUGUCGUUAAUCUGUGGAUUCUUGUUUUUUGUUUCGAAUUAUGUGUAUGUUUGUUUCA
Messenger RNA from Cynara cardunculus var. scolymus (artichoke), 1392 nucleotides. RefSeq names its product geranylgeranyl pyrophosphate synthase, chloroplastic. Gene Ontology annotation, molecular function: geranylgeranyl diphosphate synthase activity. The record is from RefSeq and is a predicted model, not a curated record. Gene Ontology annotation, biological process: isoprenoid biosynthetic process. Bases 139 to 1215 code for a protein of 358 amino acids. Lineage: Eukaryota; Viridiplantae; Streptophyta; Magnoliopsida; Asterales; Asteraceae. The transcript has a single exon.